Molecule: messenger RNA, 726 nt
Organism: Cryptosporidium muris RN66
Lineage: Eukaryota; Apicomplexa; Conoidasida; Eucoccidiorida; Cryptosporidiidae
Product: proteasome subunit alpha type 7, putative
Exons: 1
Coding region: 1-726 (241 amino acids)
Biological process (GO): ubiquitin-dependent protein catabolic process
Cellular component (GO): proteasome core complex; nucleus; proteasome core complex, alpha-subunit complex
Source: RefSeq, a predicted model, not a curated record
AUGUCAGGCUAUGAUCGUGCAAUAACUGUUUUCUCUCCUGAUGGCCAUUUAUUACAAGUGGAGUACGCAAUGGAAGCUGUCAGGAAAGGCUAUGGAGCUGUAGGAGUUCGUGGAGUUGAUUGUGUUGUAUUAGCUGUAGAAAGAAAAGCAGCAGCAAAAUUACAAGAUUCAAGAAGUGCUAAGAAACUUUUACUAGUUGAUGAAAAUACAUGUUUAGCAUUCGCAGGACUCCAUGCUGAUGCUAGAGUAUUAAUAAAUAAAGUACGUAUAGAAUGUCAAAGUUAUAGGUUGAAUGUGGAAGAUGCUCCACCAGUAGACUAUGUAGCAAGGUAUAUUGCUCAGCAACAACAGAAGUAUACGCAUAAAGGUGGAGUACGCCCAUUUGGCAUUUCUACUUUGAUUGCUGGUUGUCAUGUAAAUGGAAACCCAGGCUUAUACCAAACAGAUCCGUCUGGAAUUGCCCUCGAGUGGAAAGCUCAAGCAAUUGGGCAGAAUUCUAAAACUGUACAGGAGUUUUUUGAGAAGAAUUACACAGAAAAUCUAUCAAGAGAUGAUGCUACUAGUCUAGCUGUAAGGGGUUUACUAGAAGUUGUUGAAUCGGGUUCUAGAAACAUGGAGGUGGCUGUGAUAGAUCAGAAUGGUUGCCACUUUCUUACUGAAGAAAAAACUGAUGAAUUCGUUCGUUUAAUAGAAGCCCAAAAAGUUACAGAGGCUGAAAUGAAAUAG